Aspergillus fijiensis CBS 313.89 is the source of this 588-nucleotide messenger RNA. RefSeq lists its product as uncharacterized. The transcript has 2 exons. Bases 1 to 588 code for a protein of 195 amino acids. Lineage: Eukaryota; Fungi; Ascomycota; Eurotiomycetes; Eurotiales; Aspergillaceae. The record is from RefSeq and is a predicted model, not a curated record.
AUGGCCAAGAGUCCUCGAGGCAACAAGCAGAGAGCAGCAGUAGCAGCAGCAGGCUCAGACGAGAAAGCCGCGUCCUCCAGCUUCCUGGCCGAGCUUGACCACGCACUGGAGAGCCGGCCAGUCAGUUGGUUACAGGCCGUGGAGUCUCUCAGUCAGAAUCCAUCAACCGAACCGCCAGGUCACGGGAUCACCAAGUCGAUCGAACAGACAACCAUUCACCACAACACAGAUCAGAAAGAUAACAACACAGCGGGAUGUGACGAAAGCAACACCGCCUAUGACAAGGAUAUCUCUGAUUUCGAAAGCAUUGGUGCCAGCAGUCAAGAAGAUGUCUCAGUAGACAAGAGAUCUCGCACUGAGGCGAUUGACUUGCUCCGCGCGAGAACAGCCACUCGUUCGACUCCCACUUCAAGCCCGACCCCGACGCCUUCGACACCUGUUGUGACGGUGGUUGAUACUACACCAGCCAACGCAGUUGAUUCAUCUCAUCUUCCUCCUACCUCCUCUUCAACCGAGAACCCAGCUUUUGAGCAGUCAGCCAGCCUGUCUGUUGCAUCAUCUCCCAAGGUUCGACCUUCUAAACAGUAA